CCAUCAAACCACACACAUCCAACAAUUACUAUGUGGUGUAUCCGAACGUGAUAGGGGGAUGCUACGGAUGAAGUGGGCCUUCUUCCAUCAACCCCACCACUGGUAAACGCUAUGCAAUGAGUUUCCCUGUGGUGACGGUAGAGGACAUGGUGGCUGCGCAGUUCCUGCUCCUGGACCAUCUGGGGAUCUCUCGUCUCCACGCCGCUGUCGGGUCGUCUCUGGGGGGCAUGCAGAGCAUCAUGGCUGCCGCACUCUGCCCUGACAGAGUCAAUCGGUAGGUCAACCAUCAUCUUUUCCACAGAGCUACAUUUUAAAUGGCCAUUAAUCUUUUGGAGCCGGCAGAUAUUGAUGGGAGAUCCCGACUGGAACGAGGAAGAUUAUUACGACAUCUCCUUCCCUCGGAUGGGAAUGACUCAUGCCAGGGAGGUGGGUACAAUAGCCUACAGGAGUGGGCCAGAGUGGGAACAGAGGUUUGGACAGAAACGAAGAGAUCCCGACGGCGUCCCCGACUUCUGCCAGGACUUUGAGAUUGAGCACUACCUUCUCAGACAGGGAGAGAAAUUCUGCGAAGCAUACGACCCUAAUUCUCUACUAUAUAUAUCAAAGGCUAUGGAUCUGUUUGAUAUGAGUAAUGGCUAUUCAUCUCUGGAGGAAGGUGUCCAGAGAGUCAUAUGCCCCGUCCUGGUUCUGGGGAUUACUUCAGACGUGUUAUUCCCAGUCCAGCAACAGAGGGAUAUGAGCGAAGUACUUCAAAAAUCAGGGAACAGAAACGCAACGUACUACGAGCCAACCUCCAUCUACGGACACGACACUUUCCUACUGGAUGUCAUGAACGUAGGGACAGCCGUGAAGGGCCAUUUGGAAUCAACACUCACUGUUUAGCUUCUGGCCACAAUUGCCUCGUUUUUCAAACAGAUUUUAUAUCAUGCCCAGUUUUUUUUACAAGUAUUCUAGUGGGCUGACAGGAUUUGAGAUUUUACGGAUAUUUUUCACAGCCAAUUUUUACAAGCUAUAAUUUACACAGAUCAUAGUGGUGGGGAUGCCAAAACACUCAAAUUUGUUGUCGAAACUCCAGAGUGAUUUUUAGAAGAGCUGACAAGCAUUUUAGAAAACAAUAGUUUGGGUUCAGCGAGUGAUUAUCUGUGGAGAAGGUCCCAGGAAGGAUACCACUUUCUCCACUCGAUUUGUUCGCGAGAGAGCCCCGGGUAGCCGUAGGUGAACGGGGCGAAGACGAGGAAGGAGAUGAAGAAGGAGAGGAGGAGGAGGGAUACCAGGAGGUGGUAGAGGAGAGAGAUUGGUCCGGGGAACCUCUUGAGCCAAGCGUAGAAGUGUUCGCAGACGGCAGCUAGGAGCAUCAGUUUGAACGGGACGGCAGGGAGGUAGUGGUGGAGGAACAACACGCGAGAAGUAAGGGAGACAGUGGGCCAACCAGCCCACCAGCAGAACACUGCCACUUGU
Messenger RNA from Geodia barretti, 1458 nucleotides. The record is from the annotation of a GenBank genome assembly. NCBI's taxonomy places the organism in Eukaryota, Metazoa, Porifera, Demospongiae, Tetractinellida, Geodiidae.